UUGAACGUAAUAGGAAAAAAUGUCCAAAGAUUUUCGUCUAUUUGAAUUUUUUUUUAAAUUGUAAACUUUUCUACUGAAGUUUUUAUAGUUAGUAGUUUUGCAUAUAUUUAUUUUGUCAGAUAUAAAGGUUAUAAUAUAUAUCUGUAAAAAUGCUAUUUUUACAAUCGUUGCUUUGCGUCUUCAUCGUCACGCAAGCAAUGCCUUAUGAAAAGACGUGUAAAAAUCAUUUUGGUAAAAAUCAAAAGCAGUUAUUUCGAUUCACUGGAAUUGUUGAGAAUGGAAUUGCCGGUACAACAAACAAUGUAACAAAAAUAAAAAUUACAGCUGAUGUUACUAUUUCAAACUGGAACUUAUGCAAAUUUUAUCUACAACUAUCAAAAGUUACAUUUCAUCAAUCUCUUGGUGAAAGUGAAAGUGAAAAGUUUGAACCACUUCCUGCAUAUGACCUUGCUAAUCGUUUAACUAAGUAUCCCCUACUUUUUUAUAUGAAUGAAGGUCAUGUCAUAAAGGUUCAACCAUCUGUUGAAUCAACACAACCAGAUGUUUUAAAUAUACAACGUGGAAUUUUAAGUAUGCUUCAAGUUAAAAACUUUAAUGACAUUGGCAAUGUUAACGAUGUUUCAGGAAGUUGCAAGACUAUUUAUUCCAUACUUAAACACAAGAAAUCUGUUCCUCAAGAAAAUAUUUUAUUAAUUAAAAAAGUUAAAGAACUUCAAACUUGUAAUCAUGAAAUCACGCAUUCAAACAUUAUUGGAAAUCCUUACUCAUUCUCAGGAGGAAUGAAAAAUUUUAAUGAAAGAGUCAAUUUUGAACAAUCACAGUCAUCAAUUCUGGAAUCUAAUUCACAUUGUUUUUAUAAGAUGGAUUUAAAAAAUCAAGCACAACUUAUAGAUAUUCAAUGUGAAGAAAAUUUUCUUGUGAAAGCAUUUUCAAGUGAUUAUAAAGCUGGUGCCUUUGUUAAAAGCAGAUCAUCAAUGAUCAUGGUAUCCGAGCAAAAGAUGUUUUCAUGGGUUGAUGCUUACACAAAUUUUUAUGUUACUUCAAUUAAAUAUGACCACAACCAUCAACACACUCCUCCUAAAGUGCCAAGUGUAGUAAAAGUAAGUAAUCUGCUGGACACACUAUCAAAAGAACAUUUUUCUGAGAGUAAAUUUGAUACUGCUGAAAAGUUCAUUGAUUUUGUUGCAUCUUUGAGGCAACUUACUUCAAAUGAUAUUUUUUCCAUUCUUCAAUCAGUGGAAAUGGAUAAACCUUCUGUUAGGAGUUUUUUAUUGGAUGCUUUAGCCCAAUGUGGGAGUCAUGAAUGUCUUUCAAUGUUGUUCAAUGCAAUUCAAAAAAAUGUGCAGUUACAAAAAGAAUCUCAUCGUUUUAUGCCAUACAUUGCUUUUAUUAAAGAACCAUCCCCAGAAAUAAUCCGUCUAUUAAUGGGAAUACACCAACAAACAAAAAAUCCAUCAAUGUUAUUAGCUUUAUCAACUUUGGUGCAUAAACUCUGUUUACACAGAGCUGAAGAGUGCAGCACAUCUGGAGAUAUUGGAAAGGUAGUUGAAGAUGUUGAAUACUACCUUCUGCGAUUGCUUGGAAAUAAUUGUCAGGUAACAAAUAGUGCUGUGCUUAGCGACAUUUAUUUUGCAUUAAAAGGCAUUGGAAACAUUGGGAGAUCAGUUAAAGCAUUGCCACUUAUAAUGGAUUGCAUACGUAAUGCAAAGCAUUCAAAUGUCAGUGUUGCUGCAAUACAGUCAAUGAGAAAAAUGAAAAUUCCAGAUGCUGUUAUUGAAAAUUUAAGAGAAAUUCUUGCAGAUAAAAGUGAAGAUUUUGAAAAAAGAGCAGAAAUCUUUUUGCAGCUAAUGAAAAAUCCAAGUCGUGAGGAUAUAAUUCUUGCAAUUGAUCUAGCAAAUGAUCAAGAAGAAUCUGGCCAAGUAAAGUCAUUUAUUACAUCUUUUUUAAAAAGUGCUGCAUCAAAUGAAGAUCCAACAAAACAAAAAUUGAAAAAUCUUUUCAAACAAACAGUUGAAAAAUAUCCUUUGAUUGAUUUUAACCCCUCAGCAUACCAAUACUCCAAGUUUAUUCAAAAGUCGGCAAAUAUAUUUCAGACAUCUGCAGCAAUUGAUGCAAUGAUCCUUUAUCAUCCUGAAAGUUUUGUUCCACGGGCAUUGAGACUUAAUUUCACUACACACAUGUUAGGAUUCUCAGUAAAUGCUUUGGAAAUUAAUGCAAGACUAGAUGGUCUGGAAAGUAUAAUGCAAAAAUAUUUUGGUGAUAAGGAUUACACUGACAGUUAUUUUGGAAAAGCUUUUAAUUUGCCAAACAUGGAGUUGAAACAAAAAAAGAGAAGAGAUAUUAAACCAUCAUACUUUGAAGAAUUGGACAAUAUGGUCAAUAUGAGAAAACCUGUUCCACAUGCUUCUAUAGAUUUAAAAAUUUUCAACAAUGAUAUUCAUACAUUUGGUAAUGAGGACAUACCAUUUUUGAAUGGUCAAUGGGAUGAUCUUAACAUCAUAAAGGGGGUGUAUGAACUCACAAAAGGAAAGCAAAGUACAUUUAAGCAAAAUAUGAUUCUCCUUGAAGCAUCUCAUUCUGUACCAACAAUUCUUGGAUUACCUUUAAAAAUUGGAGUAAAUGGUUCAUCUAUAGUUUCAUUUGAUUUGAAGGCAAAAUUAUCAACUCAAAAUAUUUUAUUUGGCACUAAAUCUGCAACUGUUGAUGUUUAUUUAAAUCCCAGUGUAUCAACCCAUGUUUCAGCUAAAUUAAAUAUUGAAUGCAUUGGUGUAGGAGAGAUUGGUACAUCCUUCAAGAUGAACAUGCAUGCUGCUAAAAAAAUCAGUGCUAAAGCAGAGUAUGCUGAAGGAAAAGAAUUAAAAAUUGAUUUUGAUGCAGAAAAACAAGUCAAUGAUUUAUUCAAUGUCAGUUAUAACAUGUUUCAUGUUCUCACUGGGAAGGAAGAAACAAUGAAAGGUAUUGAAAAAAGAUCAUCGAUUGACAUAUGUCUUGAUGAUAUUGUAAACAGCACAGAGAUUUUUGGAUCUGAUACGUGCAUGAACUUAUCCUUUCCAAAUGGCUAUUAUAAUCAAUCAAUGCCAUAUUUUCCUUUGACUGGUCCAGUCCAAUUAGGCAUUAUAAAUUAUCCCAAGGAUGCUUUGUUAAAAAAGUAUUCAUUUCACUUGAUAAAACAUGAUAAUUUGUAUGAUUUAACCUUAAGCACACCAGGUAGUUCAAUUGAAAGAAAUUACUUCAUAAGUCUUGGCUUAAAAAGUUCUCAAGAUCAUGGUUUAGUUACGUUAUCAUUUGGAGAAAAUCGCAAAGGAAUUACUUUGAAAUACAAAUUUAAUAAUAUUACAAAUGAGUUUGAAACAUCAAUAAAUUGCAACUUUACUACAACACCGCUUUCACUCUUUAUGCAUUAUUACAAUCAAAGUGAUCAGUUUACAUUAAACAAAGCUAUUGGUGAAGUGAUCAAUUUAAACUUUGGAGAUUAUUAUAUGAAACACUCAUCAUUUUACAAUACUAACUAUGAUUAUUGGGCUCUUGGUACAAAAACUGAAUACUUACCUGGCAGAGUAAUUGCUGGUAAUUUAAAAAUACAAUACAAUCCCCAAGUUCUAACAUUUGAGCUAUCACACCCGACUACGAGUUCACUAGUUUCUGGAUACUUUAGUCCAUCACUUCCAUAUUUAGUUGGAGAGCUUAAUAUUACGCAUGGAAAUAGCAUAGAUAUUAAAGGAUCUGGUAGGAUUGACAUUGCUAACUGCAAAGUUGAAGGAACUGUAAAUGCUCAACCUUUCAAUCACCGUAUAACUGCAGUUGGUGUAUGGAUCCCAGAAGACAAAGUUAUAACACUGGAUGCAAAAGUAAAUGAAAACCCAGUGUCAUGGAAAGCAAACCUGGCUACCAUUGAUGGCUUAAAUUAUGCUUCAAGUCUUCUUCAAAUAUCAAAAACGGUUUUAAAAAAUAAUUUCUCUUGGAACAGCAAAGUUUUCAACUCUGAUAUAUAUGUUGCAGAAAAAAAACUAUUUCAAGUAGCCAGUAAUAUUGAAAAAUAUUCAGAUGAUCAGAUUAAUAUUUUUGUUUCAUUUUACUUGAAAGAUUCUCUUUCAAAAUUUAAUUUGAAAUUUAAAAACUCUUCAUCCCUACAAGAAGUUAGUGUUGAUGGGAUAUUCCUAAAUAAGACAUAUGGAUAUUCUUUGAGUUCACAUGUUGAAGAGUUUUCAAACAACGUUAAAUUAAAUGUAUUAUCAAAAGGUGGUGUUUUGGAAGAGUUUAUUUCAUUGAAUCAUUCAAGAAAUCAAUAUUUCUCUACAACAGUUUUAAAAAUAGUUGAUCAUGCAUAUAUUAGUCUUAAAAAAAAUAAACAGAAACUUGAGUGCACUGGACAGCUCUAUGGUUUGAAUUUAUUACUUGUAAAAGAUUUGAUGGAACAUCAUGAGAAAGCUUCAAUUGCAAUAUCUUACAUGAAUUCUCAAACAUUCAAACAAGUCUUCAACAGUACAUUCAGUUAUCAAACAUCUUUGAGCAACAACCUUGAUGAAAAUAUUUUUUUAUCAAUUCAAACAGAUUAUUUAAAUUACAACGCUACUUAUGAAUUUGAUAAUAAUGUAUCGAGUUUAAGUUUGCAUUUGUUCAAUCGCACUAGAUUUACGGAAGAAGACCUUCUAGAAAUUCCAUCUGAUGAUGUAAUUUCAUUGCCAUCAUAUGAAGUUGUUACUUUUUGGUGGCAAGAUAGCGCAUUAAAGAAAAUUGAGUUCAAAACACAACCAAUUGGAAUUUUUUCAAUUGAAUUUAGUUUAAAUAAUUAUAUUGUAAAGACAAAACGAAAUGACACUUCAUAUUUUGAACCUUUGUUUGUUUUUAAUAUUCAGCAAGAUAAUAUCGUUCAUUUUAAGAUAAUGAAAGAAAACUUUUUUUUGAAUAAUUUAUUUUCACUAUAUGAAAAUGAUAUUGAAAAUGUGAAGAUUGUUAUAUCAACUUUAUUUGGACAGUUUGCCGAACAAGCACUGAACAAACUUGAUGUUAGCAAGGAAAAAAAAAUGAUAAUGCUUGAUAACCUUAAAAGUUCUGUCUUUAUGUACUUUACAAAUUUAGAAUGCAAUGGUGAAGAUGUGUACAAGAAAUUUAUAAAUCAUAGAUUAACAGAAGAUGAAAUAACAGAUUUUAUUCUUAGAUUAUUAUAUAUUUCUAAUUCAAGUGAAACUUCAAAUUCAAUUAAAAAUGUUCCCCUUGCAAGCACUAAAAACAGUACAAUUAAUAUGUUUUAUUCUAUGGCUUGGUUAUUGUUGAAUGAAUCUAGCGGAAGUUCAUUUAACAGAGAAUUUGUUUCUCAUGCUAAAAAUUUUAUUGAUAUAAUACAUUCUUCAUUUAACUCUGAUUUUAUGAAACCACCUAACCAACAAAAGUUUGAUCAACUAACACAGCAUUUUUCUUCAGAUAUGAAGACCAAGUGCUCUUUAAUUAUUCAAAACAUUGUAGAUUUUUUAAAAAGGUGGAAAUAUUGGCCUGAUAGAACUUUUGAUGAGAAUUUAAUAAAUUUUUUUGAAGAACUCAGUAAUAACAAAACAAUUAAGGUUUUAAUUUUGGAUUGGGAAAAACAGUUUAUUAACUUCUUUCUUAAGCAAAGUAAAGUGCCUGAUGAAAUAUCUAACAGCAUUACAUUGUUUACUGAUGAUUUAGAUUACGUUAAGCUUAUAUCAAAUGUGCUUAAGUAUAUUUUAUAUAAUAUGAAUGUUACAGAAAAUAUUGAAAUGCAUUUAAAUGAAAUUCUCAGUUCUGCUACGCUUGAUCAGGUUUUGUAUAAAUUUUGUAGCAUUGUUACUCUUCAUGGUAAAUUGAAUGAAGACAACAGAUUUUUCCUAGAAUAUUUGAAAAAUCAAAAUACCACAAUGUUUUUUGAAAAAUCAAAGAUGACUUUGUCAAGAUAUAAAAUCCCUAAAGACUUUCUAGAUGAAGUUUUUAGUUUUUUAGAAAAGAAACAGCCGUUAGAGCAAUAUAAAGAUAUAUUAAAACUAGCUACAACUUCUUAUUCAUCUAAAAUAUUUUUGAAUGCUAUUGAUCAAGCAAACAGUUUAUUGUUGUUAAAAUUUCUUAGUUUACUUUUAAAAGAGGAAAAUGAGUACUUGCAAACAAUGAAAAUUCUUGUUUCUAAUGAAACCCAAGCAAUUCAAAAAGUGAAAAAUGUUUAUAAAAUGUUUUUAAAAUCUGAAUAUGUUUCACAAAAUGGUAUCCAAGAUUUUAAACAACUAAAUGAUUUUUUGAGUGAAAUAUUCCUUGAGGAUCAGAAUAUUUCAAAUAAAUUGAAAUUAAUGGGCUUAGACUACCAUAAAAAAUUAAAGAUUUUACUGAAAGAAAGAGUCUCAUCAAAUUGGUACAAUAGAAUUAUAGACUUUAUUAAUAAAAUUGAAAAGCAUUUAAUUGGCGUUGAUGUUCGAAAACUUUCGAUUAAUGCAACACUUGAAAUUCUGAAUUUUGUUGAACAAGUUCACCGGGAUGCUUCUCUAUUUGUGGGGAAUAAGCUGGGUAACUAUUUGUAUGAGGACAUUGUUUCAUUAUCAAAAGGGUUACUUUCAAGAACGAUUUUUAAUGGCGAAGAUGCACUUAGUAUUUUAACAAGACUUUCAAUUGAUUUGAAUGAAAAACUUUUAUUCAUCUUGAGAAUAUUGAAGCAGUUUUCAGAGACAGAGUUAAAACAUUUUACUCAGAAUUUUGUUAAAAACAACCAAAUUGAUUACUAUAAAGUUUAUCAAUCAAUUUGGAAUGAAAAAUUUGCCAGUAAAGAUAACAUUAAACAUGUCAGUGAGUUAUUGAAUGGUUUGGAGCAGUAUCUUUUAGAUGAAUCAAUCAAGUGGACUGGAAACUACUCUUUAAUAAACACUUUAAGCAACCUUAUUUAUAUCAUACAGUCUGUAAAUUAUUCUGAUAUCAAUAUGUUUAUUGAUAGCUACAAACAAAUUGAUUUAAAUAGCUUAAACAAUUCUACAAUAGAUGCUUACAUAAGUAUGCUUCUUCAUAUUAUGGGCCAAGUUGAAAUUGGAAAUAAAAGUAUUGAUUUGAUCAUUUAUGAAUAUAUUCCAAAGUUAAUGCAAUUUUCUAAAGCAACUUCUGAUUAUUUGGACAUAUUUUUAUCAAAGUAUAUCAGGCUAUUAGAAAAUGGAAAGCACAGCGUAAGUAAUGGUUUUCAGUAUCUUAAAGACAAUUUAAAAAAUCAAAAACAGAACAAAUUUAUAAAGUUCUUGAUUGAGGUAUUUGUUCCUGGUAUUGAUGGAUUACUAGCAUUAAUUGAAGAGUAUAAUCCUGAAUUUCGGAGUUUUUUUGACGACCAUGAUCAUGCUUGUUUAGAUCUGUUAAAAAAACUGGAAACCAAUGAAACUUUUCAAUACAAUACAUUAGUUCGAUUUCCAGUAAUUAACUAUGUCAAUGGGAAAUCAGAGUUUAACACAACAGCUUGUAACAUUCGUAAACACCUUGGUAUUAUUAUUAGAUUAAAAAAAGAUGAUAUGUUUUUAGACAAAGUUUUAAAUCAAGUGGAUAACAUUGUUUUGAAGUUGUUUGAUGAAGCUAAAACAGAAGCGUUGGUUUCUCAUAAAACAGGUGUUGGUUUGUUGACAGCAUUCAGAAACACUAAUUAUAAAUCAAAACUAGUGUUACAUAACAUUACUUUCAAUGUUAUUUUACCGUUAUUAUCUUCGUUAAAGUAUUUUGAAGCAUAUAGAUUUCAUCAACAAUAUUUGAGUUUGGAAGAGCAAGACUUUUUAAAAAUUAUUAAAAGUUAUUUAGUUACUCGCUUUGAACAUUUUACUAUGAUAUCUGUUGACAAAUUUCUUAAUGAAAAUAUUCCAGUUGCUAUAAAAUCCUCUAAAAAUCAUUUGAAACAUACAACUCUCAUAACUAUGAAAAAUAUUGAUAAAAUGAAGGCACAGUUUUCAAAUCAAUUGUUUGUUAUAAAUCCAAUAAGUUAUGUAAAAAAUAUACCAAAAAAUAUUUUUGACCAGCUCUCUGAAAAUAUUAGGAAGAAUCGAACCAUACACACUCAUCGUUUACAUAUGCUUGAAGGUAAAGUUCGAAAUACUCAUCAAAUACUUAUAAACAAAAUGGCAAAAAAAGCAGAUCUUGUGCAAGAGGUUAUUGAGAAUUUACGAAAUAGUUCUAAAAAAUUAAUUUUUGAAACUUUUCCAGUUGUAUCACAAAAUAACAUUUUGCUUGAGAAGUUAAUAAAUAACUCUGAAAGUAAUAUUGUUAAUGUUAAUCUCAAGCAAAAGCUUAUAAUUUUAUCAAACAUUUCCAGAAACGUAAGAAGUCAGAAAAUUGAAGCAGUUCACUCUUUUGGUGUUAAGAGUAAUUUAACUAAAAAGUUUGAUUUAUUUAUGAAAGAAAUUAAAGGCAAGUUUAUUGAUGCUGACGAUUUGCACUUGAUACAGAAUUCGUUUAAGUAUUUAAUAAUGGAUUUUAAGCAGUUUACCAAACAACUUAUAUACCCUCAAGUAGCUUACAUCGUCACAUACCUUGAUGGAAGCAUAUGCCAAUUUAAAUUGAAUUUAAGUCAAAUUUAUAAAGAAAAUAAUGAUAGUUACUUAUUUAAAUGGCAAAAAUCUUAUGAUGCUGUUCAGAGUGAAAUAUACAAAUUAUAUAAGAAAUUAAGGGGUUUACAUUUAACCGUUGAAAGAAUAGGUUACAUAAACAAAGAAUUUCUUAAAUUUAGAGCUAUUCAUAAGUUAUUAGAAGUUCAAAUUGAACCUAUCAUUCAAAGUUACAUUAGUAAAAUAGACAAUUUAAUAAAAAUACAAUCAGAAAAAGCACAUUUUUACUAUAGUAUACUUUAUCCUUACAUCAGCCAAAGACCUGAGUUGAUAAUUGAAAUGGGAUUAAAGAUAUAUCAAAGGCAGUUAAUGCACAUUGCUUUGAUUGUAAACAAAGCUAUUGCUAUUAGGCCAUUAAGCCAGUUUGAAGCUUAUACUGGUAAAUUUUUUCAAGUUGCUUUUGGGAAGAAAAAAACAACAAUAUUUGCACCAUUACCAAGAACUGCGUAUCUUUUUACAAAAAGUUUAAUUACAUUUGAUGGAAGGGCAAUUUUCUUUCCAACUGAUUUUCAAUCUAAAAAAUGUGUUUUUUUACUUGCUCGUGAUUUUUUGUGGAAACGUUUUUCAAUUUACAUUCGGGCGAAUAUUUUUAUUGUUGAUUUCAAUAACAGUUCAGUUCAGAUUGAAAUGGAUACUAGAAAAGUACAUGUGUAUGGUACAGAACACACUAUUGAUCUUCCUGUUCAGAUAAACUUUAUUUCAGUUACAAGAUUACCAAAUCUAGUAAAAAUUGAGCAUGCUUUUGGUUUAGUAAUUUAUUGCAGACUAGAUGUAUUUUCUUGUAAUAUUACUGUAUCAGGGUAUUAUCACAAUAAAACAUUAGGUCUUUUUGGUACAAAUAAUGUUGAUCACUCAGAUGAUUUACGAACACCAAAUGGAAAAUUAGCUUUAGAUCUUUUAGAAUUUUUAAAUGCUUUUGAGAUGAGUAAAAAAUGCUUUAUUUCUGAUCCUUCUCAAAUUUUCUCAAACCGAAUUGCAAAAAUCAGAGCAGAAAAAGAACCAAAGUGCAUUGAUGUUUUUAACCAAAUAAGUCAAGAUAAUUUCAUGGUAAAGACUGCGUUUUUAUUGGCUUGUUCUCUUGAAGAUAUUUGUCUUGUUGCAUCCUCUUUUAUGGAUCGUCCCAAUGAGGAUUCUAAACACUUGCUUUCUUUUCCUCCUGUUUGUGAAACCUGUAGAGACUCUGUGAUAAAAAAGCGAUAUGACCAGCUAAACCAUACAACUAUAUAUGUUCAUGUCACUUUGCUUAUAAAGCUAGUUCCUGAAAUUGAGAAAGGCCUUAAGAAGUUGAUUGUUUUGGCUCCACGUCUCCAACGAGAACUAGGAUCAAAAUACAGGUUACAAUUUUCUGUAGUUGGUUUUGGAGGCAGAGGCUUACAUGAAGAGCCUCACAUUCAAACUGGAAAUGGUGAGGUAAAUAUGGAUGCUAUAAAAGUUGAAAAAGCUUUGCAUAAAUUGAAUUUCAUAGGAGAGCAGAAUAACAAGAGACUUGGUCUUAAAGCAUUGAAAUUUGCAAGUGAAUUAGAACCAGAAUUUCAAAGUCUUCUGAACCCUACCAAAAUUUUUAUUCUUUUUGAUGACGAUAUUUUAUAUACAAAUUCUUUGCUUGAAAUAAUGGAGGUCCAUCGCUCUAUGACAAAACGUGGAAUCAUACUUAACGUUGCAAAUAAUUAUCGGUUAGAGCGUGAUGUCAUUGGAAAAGACAGCUUUGGAAUGCGCUACCUUAAUCGAUUGCCUAAAGGUGAAAAGCAUAGCUCUGUUCAAUUCCCUCCACCCGAUGAUUAUAUGCCUCUUAUAAAACAAAGUCAAGGUGCAGUAUUUACGUUGAAGGCAUUUGUUUCAAAUUUACCUAUUUGGGAAAAGUCUUGGCACAUUGCAUUAAGUAGUGCUCUUCAACUUCAAGUUGCUAGAGAUAGAAAACUAUGUAAAGAAUGCGAUUGUAGAUUUUGUAAGAACGUAAAAAAUGAAGAAUGCGAAUUCGAUUCGUAAUCGAUUUUAAAUUACACUCUUAAACGAUUUUGAAUUACGUUUUUAAACGAUUUUAAAUUAAGUUCUUAAACGAUUCAAAAAAGCUCCUAUGCUUCUAAAAAUUUUGUAUUUAAACUUACCUUUUAAAUUUUUUUAAUGCUUUAAUGAUUCUUUAAAAACUUUGCU
Molecule: messenger RNA, 10715 nt
Organism: Hydra vulgaris (swiftwater hydra)
Lineage: Eukaryota; Metazoa; Cnidaria; Hydrozoa; Anthoathecata; Hydridae
Biological process (GO): lipid transport
Molecular function (GO): lipid carrier activity
Source: RefSeq, a predicted model, not a curated record